GGACAGAGUACUUCCUGUUUCCGGCAGUCUGCUUCAACUAUCCAGCAAGACACUAGCAGUCCGCUAUUAAUCACUCCUCCACCUGCUGAGGGACAUUGUUCAGUUCAGAACAUAAAAUGGCAUUGUGCAUUGUGAAAGAUUGCCCUAACUCAAGCAAGAAAACCAAACUAACUACAGCCACAUCACUACAUGUGUUUCCAAGAAGUGCAGAAAAUAUACGUCAAUGGUUGCUUGCGACCGGCCAAUUUGAUGAUGGCAUAGAUGAUAUGGUUAGCAGAGUGAUUGAAACGAACAAGACGGCACGUUAUAGAAUGUGUUCACUUCAUUUCACACCAGGAAAUUAUUAUUCAAAUGGACUGAAAAUGUGUCUCUACAGACAUGCAACGCCAACUGUCUUUGGAAUAAAUUUAGCCAGAAAAAUUCAAGGUUUGAGACAAUUGACUUCAUCUGGGCAAAGCUCUACACAUAAUGCAAAGAAAAUUGUGCUUUCAUUAAAUGAAGGUGACGUUGUUGAAAAUGUUAUCGAUCAUGUUGAACAUACUGCAGCCUUAACUUCUGUGGGUGUAUCACAUGCUAUUAAUUGCCAUUUUUGUGGACAUCAGAUCAACAAAGUGUACAUGGAUGCUUCAACUAAUACAGAAUCUAAAAUGGAACAUAAAGAAGCACAGCUUGAUGGAUUGCAUGAAACCGUAGCAUCUGGUGCCCAAACCAAUGUAUUAUUUGAGCGUCUAGAGAAAAACUUGGGCACUGGGCUAUUAAACAUGAAGGAAGAGGAUGAGACAGAUGACAUGAAUAGUCAUCAGACUGAAAUACAUUGGUCCCUCCCUACCGAUGAAGAUAACGCUGAUAUAGUGAAGGUUGAGAUAACAGAAGAUUUGUGUGUGCCGCAUCAGCUGGAAGCAACAGAUGAGGAAAGCAGUGACAGCAUCAGCCCUGAUGACGAUAACGCUGAUACAGAGAAAGGUGAGAUAGCAGAAGAUCUGUAUACGUGUGAUCAGGUGAAGACUGAGGAGGAUGAAGUUCCUAUAAAUACGGAUACAGGUGGAUUCACAAACUGCAACAAUCCUAAUAGUAAUCAGACUGCAGAUGCUUUUAAUAUUUUCCAAAAUCAAAGAAGCCAAGUGGGAAAUUUAUGUUCUGAAUGUGGAAAAUGUUUUACCAAGAAAUCACAUUUAAUUGAUCAUCUCAAAAUUCAUACAGGAGAUAAACCAUUUUCAUGUUCUGUAUGUGGGAAAUGUUUUACCAGAAAAUCUAAACUUAUUAGUCAUCAGAAAAUCCACACAGGAGAGAAAGCAUUUUCAUGUUUUGUAUGUGGGAAAUGUUUUACCCAGAAAGCAUAUCUUGUAGACCAUCUGAGAAUUCAUACAGGAGAGAAACCAUUUUCGUGUUCUGAAUGUGGAAAAUGUUUUACUUGCAAAUCACAACUUUUAAGACAUCAGAAGAUACAUACAGGAGAAAGGAAAUUUGCAUGUUCUGAUUGUGGGAAAUAUUUUAGUCAGAAAUCACAUCUUAUUGAUCAUCUGAAAAUUCAUACAGGAGAAAGGGCAUUUUCAUGUUCUGAAUGUGGGAAAUGCUUCACCUUGAAAUCAAAUCUUAUUGUUCAUAUGAAAAUUCAUACAGGAGUAAGGGAAUUUUCAUGUUAUGAAUGUGGGAAAUGUUUUACAAAGAAAUCAACUCUUAGUACUCAUCAGAAAAUUCAUAAAGGAGAAAAGGAAUUUUCAUGCUCUGAAUGUGGGAAAUGUUAUAUUCAGAUGUCUUCUCUUAUCACUCAUCAGAAAAUUCAUAUUAAAGAGAAAACACAUUCUGAUUGUGGGACAUCAGAUCUUAACCUCAUGUUGUAGUCAUUAUCCACACAGUGCCUAGACAUUUUAUUUCAUUAUAGUGGGGGGGGGGGGGGGGUGACCACAUGUGUUCGGCAAUGCUGGAGGAAUACCCAAGUUACAGAGCUAGAUAGAGGAUCAGUCAGCUUCCUUUAAAAAGCCUAGAAAUCACCAAGAUCUACUGUUUGCAUGACUAUGGACUGUUCUUCCAAAUGGCAUAUAACUUGGCGAAAUAAAGUUUAACCACAAUUACAAAAAAUAAAAUAAGGGGGCGUGUCCAGGCAGCGACUGAAAUGGCCGCAUAAAUUAGAAGCUUGUAGAGAAGUCUAGGAUCCUAGUCAUAGAUCUGGAGACAUAUGCAGCAUCCAUACUAAAUCUUCAAAGCUAUGAAUACUUUGUGUUAGAGUACAAGCCUCUAUAUAUUUGGAUGCAUCCAUGACCUAAGAGCUCCGUACUGCGCAGACAGGAUCUAAGCGGCUUCUAUCUAUAUAGAUCUUGACACCCUCCCCCGGGUUAAGCAGGUCCACACCAACUGCUAUAUUACCAUAUAUAUCUCAAGUGUAUGACUCAAUAUGGAGGACUUAUGAUCACUUAUACAGACCCUACUCGAGAACUUAGAAACGAAAAUGGAUAACAUGUUUGCCUAUCUUACUGCAUCAUGUUGAUCUAUGUGCAAGGGCCACACGUUAUUGUGCAGAGAGAGAUUGAUCCUAUAAUUAACAGGGAAACGCAUAUCCCACUGGGACUGCAAAGAGCGGUAAAGAGUUCACUUGAACCGACAAUGGUGAUAUGUGGUAAGACCCCUGGAACUCCUCACCAAGCGCAUGAUGAAAAUCAUGUAGGACUAUUUACAGCUAAUACUUCAGGAGGCUGGUGGACAACGGAUUGGGCCUACCACCCAUGCGAUCACUUGGGGGAGGGCCAAAAAAGCUGUGAUCACCACUUCAGUGUCUAAGUUCCUAACGAAAAAUACCCUCACACACAAGGGUGAAAACCUAAUUGGAAGUGUGUGACGGUUUAGAGAGCACCACGAUCGCUACCAUAGCAGACAGACCUACCAUUACAUAUCUAGCAGCUCGCAGAUCCCUACACAUGCUCCAGCCUAAACCUCACAACAAGUGAUCCACUACCAUCACAGAAAAGGCAAGCAAGUAUAAGUCACAACCAUCUGAGGGGAUGUCAAUAAUUCUCUUCAUGUUUGUGCACAGAAUUGUCUGAAAUCUUAAUUUGCAGAAAGACUUUAGAAUGGUGAACUUCUCCCUACAUUACUACCACAGGCAAUACUCAUCAGACUACACCCAGAGGAGAGAUAGAUGUCUGGUGUCAAAAUACACUACCAUAGAACAUUGCUUUUUAUACACUAUAUGUGGCAGUUAAUGUAUUAUUCCCAGUUUAGUUUAGGAAUUCACCCAAAUACUUUGAGAUGUGGGAUUGCAUGGUCACCUUACCGUGCCUGCUGAGGAUAGUUUACACCUUGUACCUUUUUUUUGUGCAUGAGCUGUUUUGUGUAAAUGUUUGUGUUGCUGUGAACAUAUAUAACUAUCUAUGUUGUUCUGGUGUCCUCCAUAUAUGCAUCAGUGGCAAGACAGACUAGCCACCAGACAGGUUUUCACACUAAUACCUCAAUAUACAAAGCUUUUUCAAAGAUUAAGCUAUCACUUUAGCUUCACUUAAUUCCACUCUAGCAGGCUCUAAACUAAAUGAAUCUCCUUUAUGUAUUGGAUAGUCCCCUUUUUUAUUGUUGAGUACACCUUGUGGAUGCAAAUCCUAAUUCAUGCUUAUAAAAUAAGCAUUAAAAAAUGUUUAACAAUCUGCUGUCAUCAGCUCACUUUACAAUCAUUAUGAGCAUAUUUAUUAUAUAAUGGGUCUUCCCUCCACUUGUCUGAAUAGAUUGGGAGUUCUUGAAUAUGCAACAUUUUUAUAUAAUAUUGCUCAGUUUUUCACUGACAAUCUGCUCACUCCGUAUUACAGCCUGCAUUUAACAUUAUAUUAUCUUAACCAUACUAUAUUAAAGGGCAAGUCAACCAAAAAAUAUUAUUACUUAUUUAGAUUAGUUAACCCUUUUUACAGCCAACUGUAGCCCAAUUUUCAUCUUAAUAAACUUUGCAAGUAAAUACACU
Molecule: messenger RNA, 3940 nt
Organism: Bombina bombina (fire-bellied toad)
Lineage: Eukaryota; Metazoa; Chordata; Amphibia; Anura; Bombinatoridae
Product: zinc finger protein 391-like
Exons: 7
Coding region: 117-1841 (574 amino acids)
Biological process (GO): regulation of transcription by RNA polymerase II
Cellular component (GO): transcription regulator complex; PcG protein complex
Molecular function (GO): RNA polymerase II cis-regulatory region sequence-specific DNA binding; DNA-binding transcription factor activity, RNA polymerase II-specific
Source: RefSeq, a predicted model, not a curated record